Molecule: messenger RNA, 734 nt
Organism: Hippoglossus stenolepis (Pacific halibut)
Lineage: Eukaryota; Metazoa; Chordata; Actinopteri; Pleuronectiformes; Pleuronectidae
Product: islet amyloid polypeptide
Exons: 4
Coding region: 180-575 (131 amino acids)
Cellular component (GO): extracellular region
Molecular function (GO): hormone activity
Source: RefSeq, a predicted model, not a curated record
CGUUGGAUGUAAAUGAAAUUGCAAGGCUAUAUUUGGAGAGAGCUGAUGUCACAAGUGGUUUGAGCUGGGAGCCUAUAACUGUUGGAGUCGGUUUGUGUGACAGUCGGACAAACCCUGCACUGCUGCACCGACAGACCGAGAUCUGCUGCCAACAAAACAGAAAGAUAACACCGUUCACUAUGUAUCACCUGAGGGUGCCUGUGCUCGUCCUCAUGCUGCUUGUGCUGCUGCGCUGUGUCACCACUGCCCCAAGCCACAGGUACUUCAGUCCCAGCUCAUCCAGCGAGCAGGAAAGUGCUCUCCCAUACGGUGAAGGCUGGUUAGCACCGGGGCUAAUGUCUAACCCAUUCCUCGACCUCAUGGGUGCGAGGCCACGAAGGGGGCUCACAGCUAUGAACAGCCACCGCAUAGAGAAGAGGAAGUGCAACACAGCCACCUGCGUUACCCAGAGGCUAGCAGACUUCUUGGUGCGCUCCAGUAACACGAUCGGUACAGUCUACGCCCCGACCAACGUGGGAUCUGGGACCUACGGCAAGAGGGACCUACUGCAGCCGCCCAGCUAUCUGCCUCUCUAGUAACAAAAUGUGGACUCCUCACACUAGCACUCCCAGUGCUCUGAUGAUAUAACCAGUCAUCUUAUGUAACAACGGUUGUGAGAAUGGUGUUAAGGAUGAAAAUGAUGGUGAUGAUUAUGAGCAUCACCAUGUUCUUGUUUAUUUUAUACUUUAAGAAAC